Molecule: messenger RNA, 384 nt
Organism: Rasamsonia emersonii CBS 393.64
Lineage: Eukaryota; Fungi; Ascomycota; Eurotiomycetes; Eurotiales; Trichocomaceae
Product: Transcription initiation protein spt5
Exons: 1
Source: RefSeq, a predicted model, not a curated record
GGCUUCGACGCCUUUGCUGCCGGAUCUCGGACUCCUGCCUGGGGUGCCCCCAACCCGGGCGGUCGAACCCCUGCCUGGAAUGCUCAAUCUUCUACUGCAUCUAAUAACAAGAGUUAUGACGCUCCAACUCCCGGCGGAGACUAUUCUGCACCGACUCCCGGCGCGUAUGCGAGCGCUCCAACCCCUGGUGCUUUGGCUCCUACCCCGCGCGGAUACGCUGACAGCGCCCCUACUCCCGGUGCUCUAAACGCGCCUACUCCUGGUGGUUACAGCCGGCCGUAUGAUGCACCUACCCCGGCGGUGGGAUCCGGAGUUGCAGCGACGCCUGGCGCGAGCGCGGACGAUGGCGGUCCACGAUACGAGGAGGGCACGCCUAGUCCUUGA